AUUCAAACUUGACCUCAGUUGCAAUGAACCGUUGGUGCGGUAAAGUGGCUUUCGUAACCGGAGCCAGUGCCGGGAUCGGCGCCGCCAUCGCGGCAAAACUCGUCGAAGACGGGCUCCAGGUGGUGGGGGUGGCGCGCCGGUUGGACAAACUCCAAGAGCUCGCCUCCAAACUGCAAAAUUUUCCCGGGAAGUUUCACCCACUUCAAGCCGACGUUACGGCCGAAGAAGACAUUAUCAAGGCCUUUGAGUGGGUCAGGGGGCACCUGGGGACCGUCCACGUGCUGGUCAAUAACGCAGGAAUUGCCAAACCGGCAAGUUUGAUUGAUGGGCCAAGUGAAAUUUUUCGGAAAAUUUUGGAUACUAAUGUUCUGGCUCUUACUAUUACGACGAAAGAGGCGCUUAAAUUAAUGAGGGAGAAUGGAGAUGAGGGACAUGUUAUUCAUGUUAAUAGUGUGGCAGGUCAUCGAGUAACGGAUGUUCCACUUAUGAAUGUUUAUUUUGCGUCUAAACAUGCCGUUACGGCCCUGGCGGAAACUUUGAGGCUGGAUUUGAGGAGAGAGGGGAGCAAAAUUAGAGUCACUAGUUUAAGCCCAGGUUUGGUCGAAACUGACAUUAUCCGAUGCUUUGACGCAGACGAACAACUGGCUAAAGUGAUAGAAUUGGCCCCGAAACUGCACCCUGAGGACAUCGCCAAUGCUGUUGCCUACGUCUUGGGGACGCCUCCACACGUCCAAGUCACUGAACUUACAAUCCGACCUACAGGUUCCCUCUAAUAAAACACGAAAAAAAAAAUACACAAGGAAAAAAUUUUUAUUGAUGACAAGACCAUUUCAGUUACUUAUAAAUAUUAUAAGCGUUAUAAGAAAAAACAUUAUUUCUU
Tribolium castaneum (red flour beetle) is the source of this 880-nucleotide messenger RNA. RefSeq names its product farnesol dehydrogenase. Lineage: Eukaryota; Metazoa; Arthropoda; Insecta; Coleoptera; Tenebrionidae. Bases 24 to 773 code for a protein of 249 amino acids. The record is from RefSeq and is a predicted model, not a curated record. The transcript is spliced from 3 exons.